GGGGCCCCAGCUCCGGGCAGACAUGCUGCUGCUGCUGCUGCUGCUUGCAGCACCAGCCAGGGUGAGCUCGCAGGGAUACUCCCUGAACGUGCAGAGAGCAGUGACGGUGCAGGAGGGCCUGUGUGCCCAUGUGCCCUGUGAGCUCACCUACCCCGAUGAACACUGGACUGCAUCGGACCCGGCUUACGGCUACUGGUUCCGGAACCAGGGUGGGCCUACAGGCCAGGCUGCUCCAGUGGCCACAAAUGAUCCAGAUCGACAGGUGCUGGAGGAAGCAGAAGGCCGAUUCCUCCUCACUGGGGACCCUGGGGCUUACAAAUGCUCCCUGGACAUCAGAGAUGUCAGGAAGACGGACGAGGGGUCAUUUGUCUUUCGGCUGGAGAGAGGACAGGCUCGAUAUAGUUACAGAUAUUCUACGCUCUCUGUGCGUGUGACAGACCUGACCCAUAGCCCCGACAUCCUCAUCGCGGGGACCCUGGCAGCGGGCCACCCCAGCACCCUGACCUGCUCUGUGCCCUGGGCCUGUGAGCGGGGGAUGCCCCCCAUCUUCUCCUGGCUGGGGGCCUCUGUGUCCCACCUGGGCCCCAACAUCAGCAGCUCCCCAGUGCUCAGCUUCACCCCACGGCCCCAGGACCACGGCACCAGCCUCACCUGUCAGGUGACUCUGCCCGCGAUCAGCGUGACCAAGACGACCACUGUGCACCUCAGCAUUUCCUACCCUCCACAAAACCUGACUGUAACCGUCAUCACCCAGGGAGCUGGCUCAGCUCCCGCAGCCCUGGAAAAUGGCUCCUCUCUUCCAGUUGUGGAGGGCCAAGCUCUGCACCUGCUCUGUGCAGUCGACAGUUACCCUCCUGCCAAGUUGACUUGGACCUGGGAGAACCUGAUUCUGAGCCCCUCUGAGCCUGCAAAACCUGGGGUGCUGGAGCUGACUCCAAGUCACCUCAAGGGUUCGGGAGAAUUCACCUGCCGAGCGCAGAACUCUCUGGGCUCCCAGCACAUCUCACUGAGCCUGCCUCUGCACACAGACAAAGAGGAGCUUCCACAGAGAGUGACACUAGGGACCAUCACGGGAGUCAGCAUCACAGCCCUGUUCUUCCUGUUCAUCUGCAUCAUCUUGGUCAUAGCAUGGUCCUGCAGAAAGAAAUCCGCAAGGCUAGCAGCAAGCAGAGGGGAGCCAGAGGCUACCAGCGGCUCGGCCUCUCAGGGUCCCCUGGUUGAAUCCAAACUAAAUGAGAGAUCCUCACACCAGCCUUCCAUGUCCGUGGCUGCCCUUGCCUCAGAGGAGGAAGAAGAAGGAGAGAUCCACUAUGCGUCCCUCAACUUCCACAAAGUGACACCCAGGGACCCACAGAACUAUGAGAGCAUCACCAGUGAGUAUUCAGAGAUAAAGAUCCACGAGGGAGAAGCUGUCAAGACUGGUUCUGGUUGAUCUCAGGACUGUCUGAAGAAUAAACAAUGUGACUGAGAAUUCACCUACAAGUGUUACCAGAACAGGAAGAGAAGCAGAGCACAACAACCACCUGAUCCAAGUAGACUUGAUGGCAAGAAAUCAAAGGACGGAUGAAGCACAAAAAGUUUCUAUAUGCUAGCCCAUGUAUAGCAGCACUAAAAAUAAAAUAUAAAGGAAAAAUCCUUUAAAGAAGCACACAACUGCUGCACUAAAAACAUAGAACAUUAGUGAAAGAAAUGAAAGAAGGUCCAAAUUAAUGCAAGAAAUAUACCAUAUUCAAAUAUUGGAAGACCAUCACACCACUUGGGAGGCUGAAAACAGGAGGAUCACUAGGAGUUCGAUCUGUUUAGUG
Octodon degus (degu) is the source of this 1805-nucleotide messenger RNA. RefSeq names its product sialic acid-binding Ig-like lectin 8. The record is from RefSeq and is a predicted model, not a curated record. Gene Ontology annotation, cellular component: plasma membrane. Bases 23 to 1432 code for a protein of 469 amino acids. Gene Ontology annotation, molecular function: sialic acid binding. NCBI's taxonomy places the organism in Eukaryota, Metazoa, Chordata, Mammalia, Rodentia, Octodontidae. The transcript is spliced from 8 exons. Gene Ontology annotation, biological process: cell adhesion.